Mus musculus (house mouse) is the source of this 2887-nucleotide messenger RNA. RefSeq names its product complement factor H-related 4 (gene Cfhr4). The record is from RefSeq and is marked validated. Gene Ontology annotation, biological process: blood coagulation. Gene Ontology annotation, cellular component: extracellular region. The transcript has 15 exons. Bases 72 to 2711 code for a protein of 879 amino acids. NCBI's taxonomy places the organism in Eukaryota, Metazoa, Chordata, Mammalia, Rodentia, Muridae.
GUCAUACACAGCAUUGUUAAUGACAGGGUUCCCAGAAGGACCACCACAUCUGGAGCUUUAAGCUUGAGAACAUGGGGUUCUGCAGCAUGUUGCUCUUAUCCAAUAUCCUCCUAACUGCAUGGCUUUCCACUGCUAAAGGGGAAGUGAAAUCUUGUGAAUUUCCACAAUUCAAAUAUGGACGUCUGUAUUAUGAAGAGAUCCUGAGACCCAACUUCCCAGUAUCUAUAGGAAAUAAGUACAGCUAUAAGUGUGACAACGGGUUUUCACCACCUUCUGGGAUUUUCUGGGACUACCUUCGUUGCACAGUACAAGGGUGGGAGCCUGAAGUCCCAUGCGUCAGGAAAUGUGUUUUCCAUUAUGUGGAGAAUGGACAAUCUGCAUACUGGGAAAAAAUAUAUGUGCAGGGUCAGUCUUUAAAAGUCCAGUGUUACAAUGGCUAUAGUCUUCAAAAUGGUCAAGACACAAUGACAUGUACAGAGAAUGGCUGGUCCCCUCCUCCCAAAUGCAUCCGUAUCAAGACAUGUUCAGUAUCAGAUAUAGAAAUUGAGAAUGGGUUUUUUUCUGAAUCUUUUCGUACAUAUGCUCUAAAUAGAGAAACAUCCUAUAGAUGUAAACAGGGAUAUGUGACAAAUACUGGAGAAACAUCAGGAUCAAUAACUUGCCUUCAAAAUGGAUGGUCACCUCAACCCUCAUGCAUUAAGUCUUGUGAAAGACCAGUAUUUGAGAAUUCUGUAACUAAGAAUAAUAGUACAUGGUUUAAGCUCAAUGACAAAUUAGACUAUGAAUGUCUCAUUGGAUAUGAAAAUGAAUAUAAACAUACCAAAGGCUCUAUAACGUGUACUUAUUAUGGAUGGUCUGAUACGCCCUCAUGUUAUGAAAUAGAAUGCAGCGUUCCCAUUCUAGACCGAAAACUAGUCGUUUCUCCCAGAAAAGAAAAAUACAGAGUUGGAGAUUUGUUGGAAUUCUCCUGCCGUUCAGGACACAGAGUUGGGCCAGAUUCAGUGCAAUGCUACCACUUUGGAUGGUCUCCUAGUUUCCCUACAUGUAAAGCAGGUCAAGUAGCAUCAUGUGCACAACCUCCUGAAAUUCCUAAUGGGGAAAUUAAUGGAGCAAAAAGAGUUGAAUACAGCCAUGGUGAGGUGGUGGGAUAUGAUUGCAAACCUAGAUUCCUACUGAAGGGACCCAAUAAAAUCCAGUGUGUUGAUGGGAUGUGGACAACCUUGCCUGUAUGUGUUGAGGAGGAGAGAACAUGUGGAGACAUUCCUGAACUUGAACAUGGCUCUGUCAAGUUUUCUGUCCCUCCCUACCACCAUGGAGAUUCAGUGGAGUUCACUUGUGCAGAAACCUUCACAAUGAUUGGACUUGGGUCAGUUUUUUGCCUUAGUGGAAAGUGGACCCAGCUUCCUAAAUGUGUUGCAACAGACCAACUGGAGAAGUGUAGAGUGCUGAAGUCAACUGACAUAGAAGCAAUUAAACCAAAAAGAAAAGAAUUUCAGCAUAACUCCACCAUGUAUUACAAAUGUAGAGACAAGCAGGAGUAUGAACACUCCAUCUGUAUCAAUGGAAAAUGGAAUCCUGAACCAAACUGUAUAAGGAAAAUAUCCUGCCCUCCUCCACCACAGAUUCCAAAUACCCAAGUGAUUGAAACCACUGUGAAAUACUUGGAUGGAGAAAAAUUAUCUGUUCUUUGCCAAGACAAUUACCUAACUCAGGACCCAGAAGAAAUGAUGUGCAAAGAUGGAAGGUGGCAGUCAUUACCUCACUGCAUUGAAAAAAUCCCAUGUUCCCAGCCCCCUACAAUAGAACAUGGAUCUAUUAAAUUACCCAGAACAUCUGAAAAAAGGAGAAAAUCCAUUGAGUUCAGCAGUCAUGAACAUGGAACUACAUUCAGCUAUGUCUGUGAUGAUGGUUUCAGGAUACCUGAAGAAAAUGGGGUAGCCUGCUACAUGGGAAAAUGGAGCACUCCACCUCGCUGUGUUGGACUUCCUUGUGGACCUCCACCUUCAAUUCCUCUUGGUACUGUUUCUCUUGAGCUAGAGAGUUACCAACAUGGGGAAGAGGUUACAUACCAUUGUUCUACAGGCUUUGGAAUUGAUGGACCAGCACUUAUUAAAUGUGAAGGAGGAAAGUGGUCUGACCCACCAAAAUGCAUAAAAACGGAUUGUGACAUUUUACCCACAAUUGAAAAUGCCAUAAUAAGAGGAAAGAACAAAAAAUCAUAUAGGACAGGAGAACAAGUGACAGUCAGAUGUCAAUCUCCUUAUCAAAUGAAUGGCUCAGACACUGUGACAUGUAUUAAUGGCCGGUGGAUUGGAAAGCCAGUAUGCAAAGACUCAAGAGGGAAAUGUGGGCCUCCUCCACCUAUUGACAAUGGAGACAUCACCUCCUUGUCAUUACCAGAAUAUGAACCAUUCUCAUCAGUUGACUAUCAGUGCCAGAAGUAUUAUCUCCUUAAGGGAAAGAAGACAAUAACAUGUAGAAAUGGAAAGUGGUCUGAGCCACCAACCUGCUUACAUGCAUGUAUAAUACCAGAAAACAUUAUGGAAGCACGCAAAAUAAUUCUUAAAUGGAGACACACUAAAAAUAUUUAUUCCCAUUCAGGGGAGGAUAUUGAAUUUGAAUGUAAAUAUGGAUAUCAUAAAGCAAGAGGAUCACCGCCAUUUCGUACAAAGUGCAUUAGUGGCACCAUCAAUUAUCCCAUUUGUGAAUAAAAUUGUAAUACAUUUAUUAAUUGAUUUUAUUGUUUAGAAAUGCACAAGCAUGUCACUAAUAUACUUUCAAUUUGCAUUUGAAAUAUUGUUUAACUCAUGUCUUCUCAUAAAUAUAAACAUUUUUUUAUAUAGUGAUUAAUUUUUAACUUUAAAGAUGAUUGCCAAAAUGCAAAUGC